UCUGCCCGUCGCCUUCUACGUCAAGCUCUUCGGCAAGGAAAUCUCCGCCCAAGAAAGACUUCUCUGCUACGUCAUCAUGGCCGUCUCCACCACCCUGUCCUUUAUCGGAACCGUUUGGGCCUUUUUGCCCAAGGACCUCAUAGGCGCCGCGUGA
This is a messenger RNA of Verticillium nonalfalfae, 154 nucleotides long. RefSeq lists its product as uncharacterized. The record is from RefSeq and is a predicted model, not a curated record. The transcript has a single exon. Lineage: Eukaryota; Fungi; Ascomycota; Sordariomycetes; Glomerellales; Plectosphaerellaceae. The annotation marks the transcript as partial.